Molecule: messenger RNA, 1885 nt
Organism: Oryzias latipes (Japanese medaka)
Lineage: Eukaryota; Metazoa; Chordata; Actinopteri; Beloniformes; Adrianichthyidae
Product: intermediate filament protein ON3
Biological process (GO): intermediate filament organization; keratinization
Cellular component (GO): keratin filament
Molecular function (GO): structural constituent of skin epidermis
Source: RefSeq, a predicted model, not a curated record
AUGUCUGUUCGAGCUCUGAAGACCACCACCCUCUCCACCGUGUCCUCCUCCAGGGGCCCCAGCCAGGGCUACAGCAGCCGCUCCUUCUCUGGCUACGGAGGUCACGGCGUGAGGAGUGCCAGGCAGAGCUACGCCGUCCGCAGCUCCUACGGGGGCGUGGGCAGCUGCGGUGCCGGCGUGAGCGCUGGGGGGUUUAAGGUGACGGGCGGCUUUGCAGCCGGAGGAUCAGGGCAAAGAGGAGGCGGACUGGAGUUUGGCUAUGUGGGCUUCGGAGGGGGCACGGCCAAUGACAUGGUGGCCCCCAUCACUGCGGUGACUGUGAACAAGAGCCUGCUGGCUCCCUUGAACCUGGAGAUUGACCCCAACAUCCAGGAGAUCCGGAUCCAGGAGAAGGAGCAGAUCAAGACCCUGAACAACCGCUUUGCCACCUUCAUCGACAAGGUACGCUUCCUCGAGCAGCAGAACAAAAUGCUGGAGACCAAAUGGAAGCUCCUGCAGGAGCAGACCACAUCCCAUUCCAACAUGGAGGUCAUGUUCGAGGCCUACAUCGCCAGGCUCCGCACGCAGCUGGACAACCUGGGCCAUGAGAAGGUCAGACUGGAGUCCGACCUGUCCCACAUAACAGGCAUGGUGGAGGACUUCAAAACCAAAUACGAAGAGGAGAUCAACAAGCGCAAUGAGUGUGAGAACAACUUCGUCCUCUUAAAGAAGGACACAGAUGCAGCUUACAUGGUCAAAGUGGAGUUGGAAGCCAAACUGGACGCUCUCUCUGAUGAGAUUGAGUUCCUGAGACAGCUCUACGAUGCAGAAAUCCAGGAGCUUCAGAACCAGAUCAGAGACGUAUCCGUCGUGGUGGAGAUGGACAACAGUCGUAUUCUCGACAUGGACGCCAUCAUUGCAGAAGUGCGCGCUCAAUAUGAAGACAUAGCCAACAGGAGCCGAGCCGAGGCGGAGUCCUGGUACCAGACCAAGUAUGCAGAGAUGCAACAGUCGGCAGGAAGAUAUGGAGACGACCUGAAGUCUACCAAAGCUGAGAUUGCCGACAUGAAACGCAUGAUAAUGCGUCUGCAGUCUGAAAUCGAUAUGGUUAAAGCUCAGCGAAGCAGCCUAGAAACCCAGAUUACGGAGGCUGAGGAGCGCGGUGAACUGGCAGUGAAGGACGCCAAGCUCCGCAUCAGAGACCUAGAGGAAGCUCUUCAGAGAGCCAAGCAGGAUAUGGCCCUUCAGGUCCGUCAGUACCAGGAGCUCAUGAAUGUGAAGCUGGCUUUGGAUAUCGAAAUCGCCACUUAUAAGAAACUGCUGGAAGGAGAGGAGAUCAGGUUAGCCACAGGAAUCAAGACCCACGUGACAAAGCAGACGUCUUUGAACUACAACGCCUACAACCUGGAGAGCUCUCGCCUUCCCUCUUGCGUCAGCUCUUCUCUUGAAGGCAUCAAGUCCAGUGUUGGUUCAGUCUCUGCUUUGGAAGGAACAGAGGUUAAAAGUACCACGGUAACCAAAACCGAAACGGUGGUGAUCAGGACCGAGGACAAGAAGAAAGAGGAGGAGACGGAGGACGAGCAGAAAACCGGAGCUGAGGAGUCAGAAGCUGUGGAGAAGAAGGAGCAGGAGGAGGCUCAAGCUGUGGCCGAGGAGUGAUCUUUAAUCAAUUCUUCAUGUCUCGGCACUGGUUUGAUGUUCAUGCAGCGGUGCUUUGAUCCAAGUUUAGUUUCCCUUUCAAUGGAAAAUGUGAACAGAUCCCUGCACCGCACCACACUGACCAGCAGAUGGUAUCCUUGUAAAUCCCACGUGGAAAAUGAGAAGAUAAUGAACACUCAUGAUGUGUCCAUUUUGGAGGAAAAAACCUGCAAAAUGAAUUAAAAAAAACAGUAACAAUGAUAAUGAA